AUGCAGCCUAAAGAUUACUCCAUUGUCAAACACUUGGAGAAGACUCCGGCCCAGAUUUCUGUGUGGGCCCUACUGAUGAGCUCCUGGUCCCACAGACAGGCUUUGAUGAAAGCCUUGGAUGACACGUACAUGCUCUCAGGUACAAGAAGCGAUAACGUAGCUGCCAUGAUUCAUCAGGUCAUUCGGGGACACCGCAUUAGCUUCUGCGAUGAUGAAUUGCCAGCCAAAGGAAGAUCCCAUGUUAAAUCUCUACACGUCAAUGUGAUAUGCCGCGGAAAGGUCGUCAAUCGUGUCUUGGUAGACGAUGGAUCUGGUUUGAACAUAUGCCCCUUGUCCACAUUGAAACAGCUGAGGUUUGACCUCGGAAAAUUGGAGCAAAAUCAGGUUAAUGUAAGAGCGUUUGAUGGUGUGCAAAGAGACACAUUGGGGGCGGCGGACUUGACCCUUCAAAUUGGCCACGUGGAGUUCAACGCGAAGUUCCAAGUGUUAGAUAUUGGCACCAGCUAUAACCUUCUUCUGGGAAGGACGUUCAAUCACAUGGGUGGAGCCGUCCCUUCCACUCUUCACCAAAUGAUGAAGUUGGUAUGGGAAAAUGAGGAGCUAGUUGUUCACGGUGAAAGAAGCCACUCAAGCAAGCAGGUGUCAGUCUUUGACGAGACGCUGCAAGGUUUGGAUUUUUACAUGGUGGAGUUGGUAAAUGCCACCGAUGAGGAUUUGGCCCCGCAGGCCCCCAUGCCGGCCGUGUACAGAAUAAUUGCCACGGUAAUGCUGCAGAAUGGGUUCAAACCAGGUUUUGGAUUGGAAAGAAAUUCCCAAGGGAUUAUUGAGCCAGUUUCUGUCCUUGCUAAAGGAUCAAAAUAUGGUUUAGGGUACAUCCCCACAGAUGACGAUGUGAAGAUGAAGAAGAAAAAGGAUCAAGAGUUGGCUAAACCGAUCCCGCAUCUUAAUGUAAGUUACAGGCCUGUCAAUGUCAUGUCAUGUCAUGAGCUAAAUGAGCAAAAUGAGACAGAUGACGACAAGGUUGACGACUAUGAAGAAGAAAACAGGGAACCAGAUUAUGUCGCAAAGGAAUUUCGACAGUUUGAGAAUCAGCGUAAACCGAAUCUUGAGGAGACAGAAAUGAUGAAUUUGGGAGAUUCAGAAUGUGUCAAAGAGGUUAAGAUUAGCACCUACCUGAAUGGAACUCAAAAGGAGAGCCUGAUUCAUUUGCUUGCCGAAUACAGUGAUGUGUUUGUUUGGGAAGUCGGUGAUAUGCAGGGUUUGAGUACCGACAUCGUAUCUCAUAAGCUACCUAUCAACCCAAGGUUCGAGCAGGUGAAACAAAAGACUCGAAAAUUCAAGGCUGAACUGAGCUUAAAGAUUAAGAAAGAAAUCACCAAGCAAAUAGAGUCUCGACUGGUGGAAGUAACACAAUACCCAACCUGGUUGGCCAAUGUCGUUCCGGUCGCCAAGAAAGAUGGGAAAAUCAAGAUUUGUGUUGAUUAUAGAGACCUCAACAAGGAUAGUCCGAAGGAUAAUUUUUCGUUGCCGAACAUCCAUAUUUUGAUUGACAAUUGUGCCAAACAUGAGAUGCAGUCAUUUGUGGGCUGUUACGCAGGUUAUCACCAAAUUCUGAUGGAUGGAAAAGACGUAGAAAAAAUGGCGUUCAUCACACCUUGGGGGGUAUAUCACUACAGGGUGAUGUCGUUCGGCCUCAAGAACGCCGGUGCUACUUAUAUGAGAGCCGUGACAACUAUUUUCCAUGACAUGAUUCUUAAGGAAAUUGAAGUGUACGUGGAUGAUGUCAUUAUCAAAUCCCGUGAGAGUUCAGAUCAUUUGACACACUUGAGAAAAUUCUUUGAGCGUUUGCAUCGGUACAACUUGAAGUUAAAUCCCGCCAAAUGCGCUUUUGGAGGAUUCUAG
Solanum lycopersicum (tomato) is the source of this 1902-nucleotide messenger RNA. RefSeq lists its product as uncharacterized. The record is from RefSeq and is a predicted model, not a curated record. NCBI's taxonomy places the organism in Eukaryota, Viridiplantae, Streptophyta, Magnoliopsida, Solanales, Solanaceae. Gene Ontology annotation, molecular function: nucleic acid binding.